Molecule: messenger RNA, 2317 nt
Organism: Baudoinia panamericana UAMH 10762
Lineage: Eukaryota; Fungi; Ascomycota; Dothideomycetes; Mycosphaerellales; Teratosphaeriaceae
Exons: 2
Coding region: 258-2039 (593 amino acids)
Biological process (GO): dephosphorylation
Cellular component (GO): fungal-type vacuole membrane
Molecular function (GO): alkaline phosphatase activity
Source: RefSeq, a predicted model, not a curated record
CGAUGUGGUAAGAUCUCCUUGCGGCUGACAAAGGGACAUCGCGCCGGACCCUUGUCUCAGGCCAAACAUAGCCUAUCGAACAGCCACGGGGUAUGCAGUCACAGUGACAGCCCUACAGUCAUCCCUUACAUCGUGAUGCUUCCUCUCAAUCGCUAAGUUGACCACUCAAUUGCUUAUCCCCGAAAGCGAUCCUUGACCUAUCAACCUGAAUACCACGCCUUAACAGUCAUACCCAACCACAUCCAUUUCCGGCCAUCAUGGCCGCGCGAGGCCAGGAACCGCUCAUUGCGCAACAAACCCCUUCAGAGGGCGCCGAGGAUGAUCGCAUAGAAGAGGAGGAUGCAUUACUUACGGGCCAACCCGCGCACAAGCAGGCGAGCACAACAGCAUUUGUGAAGAAGAGAUGGCAUGAGGUUGGACUUUUCCUAUGGGCACUGUUGGCAACGGUAGCAGUAGUGGUGCUAGCGGUCGUCUAUCAAAAUACGAAAGACGUAGCAGGCGGUGAUAGCCCGAACACUGCGGCACCUUCGGGGAAACGCAACCUCAUUUUCAUGGUCUCGGACGGUAUGGGUCCAACAAGCCUAACAUUAACACGAGAGUGGCGCCAGUUCUCGGAGCAGCUACCAUACGAUGAAACACUCAUCCUCGACCAGCACCUCAUCGGCCAGAGCAGGACGCGCAGUACAUCGUCUCUAGUCACUGAUUCUGCGGCUGGGGCGACGGCAUUCAGUUGCGGUCGGAAAUCUUACAACGGCGCCAUCAGCGUCCUGCCCGACCACUCGCCCUGCGGCAGCGUUAUGGAAGCGGCAAAGCGGAUGGGUUAUACAACUGGCUUGGUCGUUACGACUAGGAUCACCGAUGCUACACCUGCAGUCUUCGUCAGCCAUGUUAGACGCAGAGAAAUGGAAGACAGCAUUGCGAUGCAGAUGGUGGGCGAGACGCAUCCUCUAGGUCGCAUGGUAGACUUGAUGUUUGGCGGAGGUAGAUGCCAUUUUCUACCAAGCAGCGCAAACGGCAGCUGCCGAAAAGACGAUAUCGAUGUCAUUCAGCUUGCGCAGGACAAGGGGUGGGGCUACAUUAGCAAUCGUGAAGACUUCGACAACCUUGGCACCAGCGUCGAGCUGCCUAUGCUGGGUCUCUUCGCCGAUACUGACUUUCCAUACGAGAUUGAUCGCCGAUACCAAGACGAUGUGUAUCCCUCGCUCGAGGAGAUGACGAGGACUGCUUUGGACGCCCUCAGUGCUGCAUCCGCAGACAAAGACCAGGGCUUCUUCGUCAUGAUCGAAGGUUCUAGGAUCGACCAUGCUGGUCACGCAAAUGAUCCCGCAGCCCAGGUACACGAGGUCCAAGCCUACGACAGAGCGAUGGCUGCCGUACUAGACUUUGUCCGCGACGCCGAGACACCGACGCUGAUGGUUUCCACCUCUGAUCAUGAGACCGGUGGCCUUGCGACAGCAAGACAGCUCCACGCGGCGUAUCCGGAUUACCUCUGGUACCCGGGCGUGCUGGCCAACGCCAGCCACUCCGCAAGCUACUUGGAUCAUGAAUACCAUCAGCAUCUCCACGCUAAGCCAACGCCGACCGGUGACGAAACAGUUGCCUACAUUGCCGCGCUGGUAUCUGAAACUCUGGGCAUCCAUGACUUGGGCCAGGAUGAAAUCGAGAACCUUGUGCAAGACCCGGCGACCGCAGCCUACCAAUUCGCAGAUAUGGUAUCCCGCCGUGCCCAGACUGGUUGGACGACCCACGGUCAUAGCGGCGCUGAUGUUAAUAUCUAUUCAUCAGAUCCUUCUGCUGCUGACAAGCUGGUUGGAAACCACGAGAACACUGAGGUCGGCGACUUCCUGCGCUACUACCUCGGUCUGAACGAGGAAGUCGAGAGGGUUACGAAUGAGCUGAGGGAGCACAUGAAGAUAACAGGCUCAUCGUGGCUAGGAGAGGUACCAGGGGCUGGUGAACGACUUGACGGCCAAGACCAUAUCGAGCACUAUACUGGUGAUCACAAGAAGCGGAGCGUUUGCGAUGUCGGUGGGCAUUGACUCUCUGUAGGCAGUGAGUGUCUGUGCAUCGACCUAGAUGAGGGCAUGUCAUUCAUGAGAGGUGGCCCUUGGGCGCUGCCCGAUUGGUCGUCGAUGAAGAGCGUUCGAGCGUGGUGAUUGCGAAGAUACCCUGGGUUUGGCGUUAUAAGUGGAGCUGCCAUGCAGACGAUAGAGUCUCCAAGCGUCGCCAACAGCGUUGGGAAUGUUGAUUUGACGAGCAGAUGUUGUGACCGAUCAGUUGGCUAGUGAUUCGAUUGACGCUGAGAGACUGCGGCAGG